Messenger RNA from Daldinia childiae, 1350 nucleotides. Its product is annotated as putative dipeptidase C3A11.10c. Gene Ontology annotation, molecular function: metallodipeptidase activity. NCBI's taxonomy places the organism in Eukaryota, Fungi, Ascomycota, Sordariomycetes, Xylariales, Hypoxylaceae. The coding region runs from base 1 to 1350 and encodes 449 amino acids. The transcript is spliced from 3 exons. The record is from RefSeq and is a predicted model, not a curated record. Gene Ontology annotation, biological process: proteolysis.
AUGCCUGUCAUCCUUACACUCCCGCCCCCGAAAUCGCCUGUAUGGUACCUAGCAUAUGGCUCAAAUCUAAGCUCAAGAAAGUUUAUUCAUGACCGAGGAAUCACUCCUCUUGGAAUCGCCGUGGUAGCGGUACCGGGCUUCACUCUAACGCUAGAUAGCGCCGGGGUUCCUUAUUCUGAGCCGGCAUAUGCUAGCAUAUCCCCGGGAGAAUGUGUUCAUGCCGAGAAACCUAUGCCGCUAAUUGGGACAGCAUAUUUGGUCACCGAUGAGAUGUAUAAGAAGGUCAUUAAGUCAGAGGGCGGCGGCAUCGCAUAUAGGGAAGUCGAAGUGCAAGCCCUCGUCGAAGCCUCGACGGAUAGGCGAGUCAUUACUGCGCGAACCAUCGAGUUGUUCGGCCAAGUCGACUUCCCACGCCUUAGGAAAAGUCAGCUGGGAGCACAGUUUUGGAGCGUUUAUGUUGAAUGCCCACGGACUUCGCAGAACUAUUCCGAUAGCAUCUACCGAGAAAUUAUCCAUGACACUCUUCAGCAGAUAGACCUUGUAUAUCGACUCAUUAAGGAGUUCCCCGAAUAUCUCAUCUACGCCGCCUCCUCCUACGAUAUAAAAUCUCAACUCGCCUCCGGGAGUAGCCGUGUAUCAAGUCUCAUGGGGAUCGAGGGUCUUCAUCAGAUCGGUAAUAGUGCCAGUAUCCUCCGCAUGUACCAUGCUCUUGGUGUUCGAUAUGCGACCCUCACACACACAUGCCACAACAUCUACGCCGAUAGUGAAGAACCUGAAACGCCUCUUCAUGGCGGACUCUCUGAGAGAGGGAGACAGCUUGUCCGAGAGAUGAAUAGAAUCGGCAUGAUGGUUGAUCUAUCACACACAAGCUUUCAGACUCAGAGAGAUACCAUUGAUAUUUCGCUCGCGCCGGUCGUGUAUACACAUUCGAGCGCUUACGCCAUACGCGAACACUCUCGAAACGUGCCUAACGAUAUCUUGCUUUCGCUGAAGCAGAAUGACGGCCUCAUCAUGAUUACAUUUUACCCCGAGUUUACUAGCGCCCAACCUGAUAAGGCAAGCCUCGAGGAUGUCGCAGAUCACAUCGAGUAUGUGGGAAAUUUCAUCGGGUAUCGACAUGUGGGGAUCGGAUCUGAUUUUGACGGUAUGGACCAUGGCCCUUCGGGAUUAGAAGACGUGAGCAAAUACCCAGAUCUGGUGAAAGAGCUUCUAAAUCGAGGAGUAUCAAGGGAAAAUCUGACAUUAGUUACGAGCGAGAACAUUGUGCGAGUGCUGGAAGUGGUUGAGAGAGUUGCUGCUGAUAUGAGCACUGUAAAACCGUUAGAAGAUGAUACGAAGCCUUUUUUCUAG